AUGAAGGCAUACAUGUACGAUGACUUACCAGGCGACCAGCGAUUGGCGCACGAUUCCGGUAAACCCGUCAAUGUCGAAGAAUUGCAGAGCCUAGGUGUACACUAUUUCUGCUUACCCGAUCUUGAAGACGUCAACAAGCUGGCACAGGACCGAGGAUAUAAAAACAGAGACGAAAUUUUCGUAUCUCCAGAAAAGAUGGGUGAUGUCUACGAAGAAAAGGUCAAGUCUUUUUUCCACGAACACCUUCACGAAGACGAGGAGAUCCGCUACAUUCGAGGAGGGCAAGGAUAUUUUGAUGUCAGAAGCAAGAGUGAUACCUGGGUACGCAUCAUGCUAGCCAAGGACGACCUCAUCAUCCUGCCUGCGGGAAUUUAUCACCGAUUCACGACCGAUGAGUCCAACUACGUUCACGCUAUGCGUCUGUUUAAAGAUGAGCCUAAAUGGACACCAUUGAACCGCGGCCCUGAGCUCGAUUCCAACGGCUUCCGACAGGGCUAUGUCGCGGAGUUUCUGUCUUCCUAG
Molecule: messenger RNA, 522 nt
Organism: [Torrubiella] hemipterigena
Lineage: Eukaryota; Fungi; Ascomycota; Sordariomycetes; Hypocreales; Clavicipitaceae
Source: the annotation of a GenBank genome assembly